Molecule: messenger RNA, 1311 nt
Organism: Rotaria sp. Silwood1
Lineage: Eukaryota; Metazoa; Rotifera; Eurotatoria; Philodinida; Philodinidae
Source: the annotation of a GenBank genome assembly
AUGAAUUGUACAGCAGAAUUACAAACAAAAAAUUAUUCAUCAACAAUAUUAAAUCAAGCUAUGAAUGAUGAUGCAGGUUCAUGGUGGUGGUGGACUAAUGUUAUUGGUACAUUAUUAUUUGGUUCAAUUGGUAUAAUUGGUAAUAUAAUAUGUUUUAUGGUUGUAUAUCGUUUUUCAUUUCAACAACAACAUUCAUUUGUUGAAUAUCUUCGAUCAUUGGCUAUAUUUGAUUUUUUAUCUUUAUUAUUUGAAUGUAUUCAAUCAUUACAUGAUUUAUUUCUUUAUUUAUUUUCAUUUAAUUUAUUAAAUUUUCGUUCAUCAAUACUUUGUAAACUUUAUGAAUAUUCAAAUCAUGUAAUUAUUUUACUUGCUUGUUGGACAAUAGUUGGUUUAACAUUUGAUCGUUUAAUACUUGUUUGUGAUCCAUGGGCAAAAAAAUGGCCAAAUCUAUCUCGUCGUAUAUGUAAUUGUAAAUGUGCAAAAAGAAUAAUAUUAUUUUUAAUAAUAUUAUCAUUAAUAAUAAAUAUACCCGAUAUAUUAUAUCAAAAAUGGAUAUGUCGACAAUCUGGUUAUCAAUAUAGUGCUGCUUUUAUUGGAAAAUUAUAUUUAAAUGAAACUCAAAUAAAUCAAACAUCAAAUCGUCUUAUUUGUCAAUGUCGAACAUCUCCAAAUUUAAGUCGUUUUCAAAUUUUAUUUUAUAUUCAAUGGAAAACAUAUGUUUUUCAUUUAUUUUGUUAUACAUUAAUACCAGCUAUUAUAUUAUUAGCAAGUAAUACAGCCAUAUUAAAAUUAGUUCAUAGUCGUCGUCAAAUAGUUGGACAAAAAAAUGAACAUCUUCGAUCAAAAUUAACUCGUACAUUAACAUUAGCAUCAAUUAUAUUUUUAGUUCUUUAUUUUCCUCAUGCUAUUGUUGAAACAUUCUCAAUAUUAAUAUUUCCAAAAUAUCGUAUUCAUUGUCAUAUUCGUUCAUUAAUUAUAAUUCGAAUAUUAAAACGUUUAAGUGAAUUAUUAAAUAUAGCUGCAUUAGGUAUUAAUUUUUUCUUAUAUAUAUUAGGUGUUAAUCAUUAUCGUUCAGCAGCUAUACAAAUGUUAGGUUUACAUCAUUUUCAAUUUUUUGUACCAUAUUUAACUGUUGAACAUAGAAAUUCAAUUGGAUCAAAUAUAUUUAAUUCAAGUCAACAUAAUAGAAGAAAUUAUUUAAAUUAUCAAUCAAAUAUUAAAUUAUUAAAAAUUAAAAAUAAUAAUAAUAAUAAUAAUAGUUUUAAUCAAAGUCCAAAUUUAUCAUCACACAAUCAACAUUUAACAAGAUGA